Cornus florida is the source of this 1485-nucleotide messenger RNA. RefSeq names its product GDSL esterase/lipase At1g29670-like. Bases 65 to 1168 code for a protein of 367 amino acids. The transcript is spliced from 5 exons. NCBI's taxonomy places the organism in Eukaryota, Viridiplantae, Streptophyta, Magnoliopsida, Cornales, Cornaceae. Gene Ontology annotation, molecular function: hydrolase activity, acting on ester bonds. The record is from RefSeq and is a predicted model, not a curated record.
CACUUCUUUUGGUUCACUAUCAUAUCAUAUCACACACACAUAAAUAGGGCUUGUGUUUUGGACAAUGGGUGGUGAGAUUAAGAAAUGGGUGGGGGUUUUUGUGGUGAUGAUAGUAGUAUUGAGUAAGUGGAACAUUGGGGCUGAUGCAGUACCCCAAGUACCAUGUUACUUCAUAUUUGGGGAUUCAUUGGUUGAUAAUGGCAAUAACAAUAACAUUGCCUCUUUAGCCAAAGCCAAUUAUAGGCCUUAUGGGAUUGACUUUCCCAAGGGACCUACUGGCAGGUUUUCUAAUGGAAAAACUACUGUUGAUGUCAUUGCUGAGCUUUUGGGCUUUGAAAAUUUCAUUCCUCCCUAUUCAACAACAAGGGGUCGAGACAUACUCAAAGGUGUGAAUUAUGCAUCAGCAGCUGCAGGAAUCAGAGACGAAACCGGACGACAAUUAGGUGCUCGGAUUAGUAUGAAUGGGCAAGUGAGAAACUACAGAAGCACAGUAUCACAAUUGCGUCAACUACUGGGAAGUGAGGCUGCUGCAGCAAAGCAUCUGAGCAAGUGUUUGCACUCGGUUUCAAUCGGCAGCAAUGACUACCUUAACAAUUAUUUCAUGCCCCGAUUCUACUCCACUAGCCGCAGAUACACACCUGCACAAUAUGCUAAUGUUCUUAUUCAAGAAUAUUCUAGGCAAAUUAGGAGUUUGUACAACGAUGGAGCACGGAAAUUUGCCUUGGUUGGAGUUGGCCAGAUUGGGUGCAGCCCAAAUGCAUUAGCCCAGAACAGGGUAUCAAAUGGUUCAUGUGUCGAAAGGAUCAACCGUGCAAACCAGAUGUUCAAUUCCAAGAUUAAAAAUCUUGUUAUUGAAUUCAACAAGAAUCUACCUAAGGCGAAAUUUGUCUACAUUAAUGCUUAUGGGAUUUUUCAGAGUUUAUUAGACAAUCCUAAUCCUUAUGGUUUCAGGGUCACAAAUGCUGGGUGCUGCGGUGUAGGGAGGAACAAUGGCGAAGUUACAUGUCUUCCUCAACAAACUCCGUGUCAAAACCGGAACGAGUAUAUAUUUUGGGAUGCAUUUCAUCCAACAGAUGCUGCAAAUGUCAUCGUUGGGAGGAGAUCAUACACUGCUGCCUCUCCCUCGGAUGCAUAUCCAUAUGAUAUUCGUCGCCUUGCUCAGCUUUGAUGUUUGGCGCCAAUUAACCAGUUGUCUUACUUGCUAGUACUUUUGUUGCAUGUAUGUCAUUUUCUAAGUAGUGAGGUGUGCAAGUUUAGAUCCCCAAGUUUGUGUAUUGUGUAGGGUAAUUGCAGACUGGUUUCAAGGAAGGGAAAUAAAUCAGUCACCAUUGUUACCCUAGCUAGGUGUGAUUGUUAGCUGUUCGUUCUAGUCCUUAGGAUUAUUGUCAUAUAUAUGCUUCCUCUUGUCAUCUUUGGAGGGAAGUGUUGUAUGGUUGUACUGCAACUUUAAUGUUUGAAUAAAACCAUUUUCUACUUGGUGGUAAA